Messenger RNA from Magallana angulata, 2374 nucleotides. RefSeq names its product baculoviral IAP repeat-containing protein 2-like. The record is from RefSeq and is a predicted model, not a curated record. Gene Ontology annotation, biological process: regulation of cell cycle; negative regulation of apoptotic process. Gene Ontology annotation, cellular component: spindle microtubule; nucleus; cytoplasm. Lineage: Eukaryota; Metazoa; Mollusca; Bivalvia; Ostreida; Ostreidae. Gene Ontology annotation, molecular function: cysteine-type endopeptidase inhibitor activity involved in apoptotic process. The coding region runs from base 350 to 1729 and encodes 459 amino acids. The transcript has 7 exons.
AAGUUACAUAAAUGUGUUUGAGUUAAUGGGUCAUAUCCUUGACUGACCCGAUUACAGAGAAAUAUUAUUAGAACUUGUUUACAAACUUUCUACGGAGAAUAGCACAAAAGAUAGAAGAUGGAAACAUAUCAGAAGCCCUUAUCUACUUGUGUUUUCCAUCACAAAUUCUUCCAUGUUGUUACUCUUCGAAUUCUUGGAGUCUUAAUGAAAAGAAAGAACACUAGAAUUUGGAAUAAUUUUUGAAUUGACGACAGCAAGCGAUCGUGAAUGUAAUUGUUAACCUGAUUUUGCUAUAAGUGUUUGUACUCAAUAAAACGCUACAAUUGUCGUCAAAACAAACGACUUGAAAAUGCAUCCUUCUUCGAGACAGGAAAAUUCAUUAGAUUCCUACUUCAGUGCAUCGGUGAACGGUGAAUCAGAUAGAGAUGACAUUCGGUAUGAAUGGCUGCGCUUGAGAUCAUUUUCGACUUUUCCACUGACUUCCACUUCACACAGUCCGCUUCGGCUUGCUCGCUCUGGAUUUUACUACACUGGAAGAAACCAAGAAUGUGUUUGUUUUUCCUGUGGAGUGCAUAACUCUGAUUGGACAGGGUCCAGUGUUACAGAUAUACAUACACGACUAAGUUCAGAGUGUCGUCAUUUAAACGGACAUGACGUCACGAACAUUCCUAUUGGAUCUAACAACAGCAGUCAAUCCAGUCAUUUGCUUUCCGAGUCUAGUAAAAGAAAGUCAAGCAAUAAAAAUGCAGAGCAAAGAGUAUUGGAAAACGGAAACGGGAGCCAAAACACUACUAACACUCAGUGUCAAGCUCCUAAGCAAAACCAGAGACCAUCUAUUCCGCGGUCCAACCAUGUGAGAGAAAUGUUGGAGCCUCUUGGAAUAAAUUUCGACAGGCCAAAGUAUCCAAGCUACUCCGUUUUGGCAACAAGAAUCAGUAGCUAUCAACAAUGGCCUUCAUAUUUGACUCAAACUCCAAGGGAACUUAGCAUUGCUGGUUUCUUUUAUGUUGGAUAUGGCGACUAUGUUAGAUGUUUUUUCUGCGGAGGUGGGCUGCGAAAUUGGGAGUCAGGUGACGAUGCAUGGGUGGAACACGCCAGAUGGUUUCCAAAAUGUUCUUUUUUGCUCCAGAAUCGCGGAGUAGAUUUCGUCACACUCGUGCAAACCGUCCAAAACGAACAAGCAGAGACAACUUUGACAGAAAAUUCCCCAUCAUCCCUUGAUAUUGAUCAGCAUCUUGCUGCUGUAAAGGUUCAUGAAAUGGGUUACUCAUGGGAGACUAUCAAAGCAACAUAUAUUCAGCUAAAUAAGCCAGUCUCAGAAACAGUUACAGUAGAAGAGCUUAUAGAUGAAAUUCUGGCAGAUAAAGUCACACCACCAAAUCCGUCCGAGGGGAACAGUCAGAACAUUGAGACGAACCCUCAAAGUCCAUCUCUUCCAGCAGAUGAAGAGGAACCAGGUAGAACAUAUACUGCUAAUUCUACUGCAAAUGCCGAUCUGUCGAAUGAGCUGAAAUCACUGAGUUUAAAAGAUGAAACAGAAGUUCUAUUGGAUGAAAAUAGACGUCUCAAAGAGCAAAGACUAUGUAGGAUUUGCAUGGAGGAAGAUAUAACUAUUGCCUUUCUGCCAUGUGGACACUUGUGUUGUUGUGCCCACUGCGCACCUGCGAUGCGCAAAUGUCCAAUCUGCAGAGCAUUUAUCAAGGGGACAGUGAAAACCUACCCAGCUUGAUUUAUUUGUUUAUCGGUUAUGAAUCGGUUUAAUCACCGAACUUAAAUACAUUGACAUACACAGGUAUCGUUAACAUAAUAAUGCUGGGUUUUUUAAACUCAGAUGUACAUAUUUUGAUCAUAAAAUUUAUAUCCGAUUGUUUUAGCAAAACAAAUUUUUGGCAGUAAAAUCUAUUUUCUUUUAUAUUAUUCGUUCUGUUCGGUGUUAUGUUCGGUGAUAAUCAUAAAAAAUAUAUAACAUAUGUGCCUAUAGUUUGUUUGUGGUUCUCCCAAUGGUUUGAUUUAUGUUAAUAAUUUUGGUGAAAGUUUUAUCUGUCAAUUAUAAUAGUUAUAUUAAUAUUUGAAGAAGUUGGUUCGUAUUUUUCAAACAUUAUAAUUUAAUCAUAUAACUGAAUUCAAUUAUUUUUGCUAAUCUGUGUAUUCAUUAUGAAAGUUUCAUAAUUCAAUGGGAAGUAGACACACUUGGUAUAUAUAAAUUGUCGAAAAUGCGUGUGCUGUGCUUAUAACUUUAACUGGUAUUGUUGUCUGCAAUUUUAUAUUUUGUAUUUAUUGCUAAAAAUAGAAGGUAUCCUUCAGAACGAUGAUGUACAUCAAAGCAUUUAUACUGUAGUUUGUUUGAAUAAAAAUUAAACAGAGUUCAUUUACA